AUGGACGGAAGCCAAACCUUCGACCAACCUGGACUACGUUUUGGCGUGGAGAUUGAGCUUGUUGUUAAGAGUAAGAGCCGGAACCAUGCAGAUUUCCGGAGCCUAGCCAUGGAAAUUUGCCUUCACCUCGAAAAAUCCAGGAUUCCGAGUCACGUUGCCUGCUUGUCUCAAAAGGCCGACGUCACCAAAUCAUACCAAAAAUGGAUCCAGAAUUCAACACUGCCGUCUAACCCAGCUGAAAACCUCUUCGGUGUUGAGCUCGUAUCUUCGAUCUUCUACACACAGCAGAGGCACAAAUGGAUCCCCGAGUUACGCGAGACGUGGAGGGUUUUGGAGUCGGGGUUUGAGGUGCACGCCACCAAGGAGUGCAGCACUCACGUCCACCUCUCGCCGGCAAGCGGACCCUGGACGCUGAGCGCGGCGAGGGGGGUCGCGAAGGAAGCCAUCUUCUUCGAGCGGUGCAUCGACGGGCUGAUGCCGGGCCACCGGCACAUCAACCCGUACUGCACGAGCAACCGGUGGAACGCGGUGUACGGCGGCCCGGACAUGCCCCAGAUCUUCGACGACCUCUCCCGCGCGGAGAGCCUCGCGGACCUGGGCGAGCGCAUGUGCUGGUGCUCGAGGGACUCGGUGCACGCGCGGCAGACGCUCCACCAGGACGACUUUGUGCACCCGCACUUCCGCUGGAACCUGACCGCCCUGACGGAGAGCAGGACGCGGACGAUCGAGUUCCGGCAGCCCCCGGCCUCCAGAAACGCCCGCGACACCCUGGCGUGGAUCCUCUUUGCCGCCUGCCUCACCCGGUGGGCGUCCGAGCGCGCGGACGCGGCUCUCAACCCCGCCGAGACGCCCGAGAUUGCGGAUCUAUACCGGUACGUGGGGGCGGGAGCGCACGUCAGCGUGGUGCCGGAUGACAUGUUGGCGUUGCUGGAGGGGCUGUUUCGGAGUGCGAAACCGCUGCCCGCGCCUCGGCAUGACUUGAAGGGCAUGACGGAGGAAGAAAUGGACGAGUUGAAGACGGAGGCAAAGAGGAAAGGAAUGUCAUUGGAGAAGUAUAAGGCACUGUUUGCUUAUGAGUAA
Molecule: messenger RNA, 1080 nt
Organism: Thermothelomyces thermophilus ATCC 42464
Lineage: Eukaryota; Fungi; Ascomycota; Sordariomycetes; Sordariales; Chaetomiaceae
Exons: 3
Coding region: 1-1080 (359 amino acids)
Source: RefSeq, a predicted model, not a curated record